Messenger RNA from Populus nigra (black poplar), 1118 nucleotides. RefSeq names its product probable adenylate kinase 7, mitochondrial. The record is from RefSeq and is a predicted model, not a curated record. Gene Ontology annotation, molecular function: AMP kinase activity; ATP binding. Bases 62 to 877 code for a protein of 271 amino acids. Gene Ontology annotation, cellular component: cytoplasm; mitochondrion. The transcript is spliced from 4 exons. Gene Ontology annotation, biological process: nucleobase-containing compound metabolic process. NCBI's taxonomy places the organism in Eukaryota, Viridiplantae, Streptophyta, Magnoliopsida, Malpighiales, Salicaceae.
UCCUUAGAAACCCUCUUUUUCUUUUUGCUCAUAUUUGCAAAAGGAUCUCUCAAUAGCCGCCAUGGCCUGGCUUAACCGAUUAGCCAUGACCGCAGCGCCAUCACUCCGUCGUGUUAGCCGAUUCUCCGACAGUCGAGGUUAUGGAUCAGCAGCGGCAGUCCAAUGCGACUAUGAUUAUUAUGAUGACUAUUAUUCAGAAGCCGUAGAAGACUACGGACAGCUUAAUCGGCUAAAGCCGAAUUUGGAGUCGGUGGCUGGGUCGGCUUCAGGGAGAGGAGUGCAGUGGGUGUUAAUAGGAGACCCAGGAGCUAAAAAGCAUGUUUACGCAGAGAAACUCUCGAAGCUUCUAGAAGUUCCUCACAUUUCCAUGGGUACCCUUCUUCGUCAAGAGCUUAACCUUAACUCUUCUGUUUAUAAACAGAUUGCAAAUGCGGUGAAUGAGGGAAAAUUAGUGCCUGAAGAUGUGAUUUUUGGGUUGUUAUCAAAAAGGCUUGAAGAGGGUUAUUAUAGAGGUGAAAAUGGGUUUAUUUUGGAUGGAAUUCCCCGAACGAGAAUUCAGGCUGAGAUUCUUGACCAAAUUGCGGAUAUUGAUCUAGUUGUUAAUUUUAAAUGCGGUGAAGGGAAUGUGGUGAAAAAGAAUCUUAUAAGUGCAGAAAAUUCUAGUUACUCUGUUGCUGAUGCGGGAAGUGUGUCAAAUGAAAAGUCCCGAAUAUACGCGCUGGAGGGAAAAGCGUUGGAAGGAUACUACAGGAAACAGCAGAAGCUUCUUGACUUUCAAGUGGCAGGUGGAUCUGGAGAAACAUGGCAAGGCUUGUUGGCUGCAUUACACCUCAAACACCUGAGUGCUGUUAGUUCUUCACCAAAACUGGCUGCUUGAUUUUUCUUCCGUGCAAACUGCUGACUGCUUCGGUUUCAUUCCCAAGCAGGCAUGGUAUAGUAAAUAUUUAUAAUGGGAGCACCGUACGAAUAUGUGUGGCGAUUGUCCAAUUGGAUUUUUGAAUCUUUCUUUUUGAAGUUUAGCUUAUCUAAGCAGUUGCAAUUUUGAGAAUGUAUGGUUGUAAGGUAAUUUUGGAGAGAGAUAUAAAACAAAGAACACCGGCAAGUGUAUUUUUGCGUCU